Messenger RNA from Auanema sp. JU1783, 1437 nucleotides. Lineage: Eukaryota; Metazoa; Nematoda; Chromadorea; Rhabditida; Rhabditidae. The record is from the annotation of a GenBank genome assembly.
AUGGAUACUUCUACUACUUCUGCCAAUACUACCAAAGCUGGACGUGGACGUAAACGUGCCCAACCAUCUACAGAGCCAACAACUGCAAAGAGAGCACCAAGAACAACCACGGCCCGAGUUCAUUUAUCAUACAACGACUUUGUUUUAAAAACUCACGGAAAAAGAAUCCUUUCUUGUGGAGAAGGAGAUCAAUUAGGUCACCCUGGAAGGACAACGUCUAAGAAACCUAGAAAGGUUGAUAUCGUUGAGGAUGAAAACUUGGAAGUUGUACAGGCUGUUGCUGGUGGUGUACAUUCUGUUUUCCUAACCUCCGAUGGAGUCGUAUAUUCCUGUGGAAUAAAUGAGAAAGGAACCGUACCUGGUGUAGGUGUUGAGCCAGAGGGAAGCACUGAUGAGUAUAAAAAAAUUGAGUUCCCUGAAAGUUUCCAAGCUCUUGGAAAGAUUGUAAUGUUAGCAUGUGGAGCUAGUUUCACUGCUGCCCUAACUGCUAAAGGUUCAGUUUUUGCUUGGGGAAAUUUACGAGAUGCCAAUGGAAAGCUUGAUGUUCAUGAUCAACUCACUCAAAUGCAGAAAGCACCGAUUGUACUUCUCAAACACACUAAAGAAAUUGAGAUCGUGAAGAUUGCGGCUGGCGAAAAUCACUUGGUAAUGUUAUCUCAGGAUCUAAAAGUUUAUACUUUUGGUGAUGGUUCAAUGGGUCAGUUGGGACGAUCCAUCCGUACUGAUAGAAUUCGAUCACAGUAUAUGGCUGCAAAAGAUGCUCAUAGCUUACAUGUUCCCUCUUUCAUGGGUGGAAAGAAGUUUGUUAAAGCUAAAAAUAUUUUCGCUGAUGGAUACUGGACUGCUAUACUAAGUGUUGAAAAUGACCUGUAUGUUUGUGGGCUUAAUAACUAUGGACAACUUGGAAUACCAAUCGAAGAAGAGAAGGCUGAAUCUGAGGAAGAUAACCAGAAGGAAGACAACAGAGAGCUCCGUGUUUUCCACCCAACUCUUUCUAAAGCAUUCAGUGGACAUAACUGGACCAAUAUUCAGGGAGUUCAACAUAUUAUUGCCCGUGACGAGAAUGGAGAGAUGUAUGGAAUAGGCAAGAACACAGACAAUGCUUUGGGAUUAGGAACAUGGAAAGGAAAUGAUGAUCAGGAGAACUGGAGAUAUGAUACUCUGCAAAAAAUAGAUGUUGAUGGAAACACCGUAAGUGGAAUAUCCGCAAAGCUGGGAUGCUCCGUCUGCUGGACUUCUGCUGGAGAUGCUUACUCGUGGGGAUGCGACACGAGCGGACAACUUGGCUUGGGCAUCAAAGAGGAUGAAGACGAUAAAGUUGUCGAAAAACCUCAAAAGAUAACUUCUGCACAUUUGAAUGACUACAAAAUCAUAAGUGUCUCCAUUGCUGAUAAUCACAGCAUUUUCCUUGCUGAACCUUCGGCCGACGAAGAGUAA